This is a messenger RNA of Triticum aestivum (bread wheat), 667 nucleotides long. RefSeq lists its product as uncharacterized. The transcript has 4 exons. The record is from RefSeq and is a predicted model, not a curated record. Bases 1 to 429 code for a protein of 142 amino acids. NCBI's taxonomy places the organism in Eukaryota, Viridiplantae, Streptophyta, Magnoliopsida, Poales, Poaceae.
AUGAGGUGGCGGUGGCUCUCUGAAGAUGAAAUAAGGUUCUUCCCACCUAGCCACCGUUCUAGUGGUGCUUCUAGCGUCAUCGGAGAGCGUGUGGAGUUUUCAGAGGCCCCAACAUCACAAGCCCAGCCCACAGUCCACCGAUCUGCGUCUCCCUUCCUCCUCCUCGCCGGCCGGGCCGCGGCCGCUCCAAGCACGUCCGCGGCGGCGCAGGCGUCAGCCUCCCUCCCACCCUCCGCAUCCGGCUCCCCGCCCCCCACCACCGCUGGAGAUGGUGUCGGCAAGAAGAAGCUCUCGGAGCUCCUCCGUCGGAUGCGUGCUGUACGUCUACGGGAGGCCGGAGUGGACGUACGAUUCUGUCCGUCCGUCGACGGGAUGCAUCUGUCAACACAAGGAUUCAGGAGGGCCAGGAAGCAGAAUUCUGCCGCGUAGCCUGGCAGUGAUGCACGUUUGUGGCUUUGGUAGCUGAGUAACUCAUGUGGUGUGUGAACUUUCUGGCCCUGCUUGCUUGACGCGAGGUUUUACAGACAUAUAGUGAGGUGCGGGAUGGAUGCCACAUCUCUGGAUUAUGCAGAUGUAAUAUACAGUUAAAAAGCAGUUUCAUCAUCUGUAUGAGAGGCAUUUCUCCUCGUAUGUAAGAUGGUUAAGCAGCAGCAGCAGGUAUCAGUCA